Molecule: messenger RNA, 3730 nt
Organism: Gavialis gangeticus (Gharial)
Lineage: Eukaryota; Metazoa; Chordata; Crocodylia; Gavialidae
Gene: STRA6
Product: stimulated by retinoic acid 6
Exons: 19
Coding region: 550-2556 (668 amino acids)
Biological process (GO): vitamin A import into cell
Cellular component (GO): plasma membrane
Molecular function (GO): signaling receptor activity; retinol transmembrane transporter activity
Source: RefSeq, a predicted model, not a curated record
AAGCCCUGGGAUGGCCCUAAGCCAAGCCCUCUUAGCAAUGGAAGGGGAUAAAGUUCCUCAGCAAUAGAGAGCCUCCUCUCUCUCUCCCUCUCCCUCUGGUGUGCUGAACUUUGCCUUUAAGCUUGCAUGGCUGCAUCUCUGCUGGGAUCCUCUGAUCAGAUUAGGAAAGUCGCAGGAACAGCUACAGCUGCAGCAGCAGUUGCUGAGUGCACUUGCCUCCCAGCCCCAUGGACAAUUAGCUCUUAGGGCAACUUUAAAUAAAGUAGGAGAGAAAGAGAGAAAAGGGGUAGUGGAUACUAUUAUAAACUCCUAAGGAGAGUGGCGCUUUAACAGGAUAAUUAUCUACCUGCUGCUGAGGACAAACUGUUCAGUGCAUCUGCUACUAUCUCAGGAGACUUGAUUGGAGAAGGUUAGCUGCAUCUUGCCAGGAAGCCUAAUCUUGACCCUUGUGCUGCCUCUGAGCAUUCAUGUUAAUGCCAGUAAGCAGCCUAAAUGCAAGCUCCAAGUCUAUCAGCAUCUUGAGGCUGGUGAAGGCUGAGAGAGAGGGAGAUGGCAAAUAAUAGUUCCCUGAUGAGCCAGGACUCCUUCGCUUAUGAUGACUUCUCCAGCAAUGACUGGUACAUAUACGAGCCCAUUGACUCCUCGGGGCCGCAAGACAAUAAGCUUGCUAGUGCUGUCGCAGACUGCAGUCCUACCAUCCCUUCCAGCCUGUACCACAUCUGCAUGGCUCCCAUAUCGCUGGCUGUAUUAAUAGGCCUAUCCUUUCUGGUGAAACGAAAGAAGCUUUGUAAAGGCUGUUGGAGUGGAGCACCUGGACUGCUGAGCCCUGUGAAUCUCUUGGAGGAAGAGGGAAACCAAGGGCUGGUGGUUGCGGUGUUUGGAAUCCUCUUCUCCUCUCUCUGUGUGCUGGUGUUGGAUAAGGACCCCCUGCCUUUCAUCCCCGACUCCUCUCAGCACAAUCGAGAGUACUGGAAGAUCAUGGCUUUGCUCUAUUACCCUGCCUUCUACUAUCCUUUAAUUGCAUGUGCCACAGUCCGGCACAGAGCUGGGUACCUCAUGGGCUGCUUGCUCUCCUGGUGCCACUGUGUGGUCCAUAUUUGGCAGAAAGUGGAUUGCCCUCAGUCAUCCAAGAUCUACAGGUAUUAUUCCCUGCUGUCUUAUGUCCCUGUUAUCUUCUGCCUUGUGGUCCUGAGCCUUUGGUAUCCAAUGCUGCUCAUCAGAAGUUUUGCAAAGGAGAGAAAUGCUGCUACAGAGCUGGCAGGGAGUGGCUAUUAUAAGAGAUACCUGAAGAAUAUCUUGGCCAAAAAACCGCAAAGGAAAAGCUCUGAUAAAGUCAAAGCAAGUCUCCUGUCAAAGGUCCAGGCAUAUUUGUACUCUUAUAUGUAUACUCCCCAGGAAGGUUUCCAGAUCCCACUGAAGCUGGUUCUCUCUGUUACCAUGGCUGUCAUUGCUGUUUAUCAGGUGGCUGUGCUGCUCCUGGUGACCUUCAUCCCUACCAUUCAGAUAGUGAGGGCUGGCAUGACAAAGGAUGUCACUGUUCUGCUGGUUCAGUUUGGUGUUGUCCCCUCAGAGAAUGCAGGUGGCAUCCCAGGAGACAUGGAGAAGGAGCUGGAGACUAUCAAACAUUACCUCUGGUCGCUGGAGGUGUGCUAUGUCUGCUCCUUGGUGAUCUGCUUCCUGCUGACUUGUGCCAUGCUGAUGAGAUCCCUGGUGAUGCACAGGAACAAUCUGAAGGCUCUGUACCGAGGGGCUGUCUUGGAUGUCUUCUAUCCCGCCCAGGCGCUCCGCCCUUCUCAACAGGCCGUCUUCUGCUGGAUGAGCUUUGCCAGCUUCCAGGCUGCAUUUGCCUGCUUGGGUCUCAUCCUUCAGCAAGUGAUCUUCUUCAUCUGCACUGCGGGAUUCACUUUCCUUGUUGUCCUUCCUCUGCAGUCUGGUACACACAUGCAUCUUUUUAAGAUCCUGCAAAAUAUGUGGCCCUUCUGUCUGAUGCUGGUGGUUGCUGUCAUUGUGCAGAACCUGGCUGCUCACUUUUGCUUCCUUGAAAAAUGCCACCUGCAGAAGGAGCUGACCAACAGGCGAGCCCUCUACAUCUUGACCUACCUGCUCUUCCCAAUCAAUGUCCUGGCAGGAAUCAUGGCUGGAAUUUGGAGAAUGGUCAUUUCAGUGCUUUACAACGCCAUCCACUUCUGCCAGCUGGACAUCAGCCUACUGAACCGGGCCAUUGAAGUCUUUGAUCCUGGCUACCGCACUUACUGUCAUUACUUGAAAAUUGAGGUCAGCCAAUCGCACCCGGUGAUGAAAGCCUUUUGCUUCCUACUCCUCCAAUUACGCAGCCCCAAAGGGCAGACUAGAAUUGAACCAACUGAUGUGGAAGAAGGGAUCCAGCUGAUACACACCAAGAAGGUGACGCCAAGGCAGUCCCAAUCCAAGCAGACCCGAGCCCGAUGGUGGCUGGCUUACACCCUCCUCAACAACCCAUCACUGUCAGCGUGCCGAAAGGCUGUUCUUUCUGAUCCCACCGCCAACGGGACCAAGAUGAGUCCUGUGACGCUCUGAAUUGCAGAGCGAGCCACCCCUCAUAUUUGGACUUUGUUCCUCUGAGAAGGAACCUUAGCCUUCAGUCUUCACUUUCCGCCCUCUCUCCUCCUAUCUUCGUGUGACCCACUGCUCUGCAGCAGUGACCUCAGAUCUCUUUAGUUGUAGACUAAGACUGAACUACAACCACUUGGCUUCCUCUGAGAUGAGAAGUUUUUGCCAAAGGGCCGCAUGGAGCUGAUGUGGACAAGUUACCUGCAGUUUUUAAAGCCAGUCUGAAUAUUUGCCCCUCACAGUAUACAUAGGAAGAGGCUUAGAGCCCUCUUGGAGCCUUUCGGGGUUGAGAGGAGUGAGUGUGCUGGGCCUUGGCAUUUUUAUCCUGACUUCAGUCUUCUGGGCACUGUUGUAUCUCUGUUACUGGGAGGAGGGGCUACAGGGCUGAGGGGCAUUGGCCAAGGGUGUCCUGCUAGCUGGCACAGUGGACCUUGGCCCUACUUAAAAAGCUCCAUUCCCUUUUCUUCCUCAACCAGUUUCUGCUUUUUAAUUUUAAAUCCAAAUCCGUUACGACACAUUCUCUAGCAGCAUUUUUUUUCCCUGGCUGGCUUGGAGUCGAGAUGUCUGUCUCCAUUAGAAGAAAAGCUGUUCCACUAGGUUGAAAAGCCCAGUGCUAAGGAGAUGCUCAGGAAGACUUUCCUGAGUGAUAGGAAGAAAAGGAUGUGGAGCCUCUUAAAAUUAACUAAAAAAAAGAAAUUUAUACUUUUUUAAAAAUGUUGGGUUUUUUUCAUAUCCUUUUUUCUGUGGAUUUUACUUUAUCCCAGGCACACUGGGUCUUACACACAGAUCUAAGGUUUUACAGAUUUGUGCAAGCUUUAAAGUUAUUCCCUCCCCUCUGCCUCCAACAGGAUGCUGCAUUAUAUAGAUACUCUACAGUCUUCACAUCUUUCUUUUCUUUUUUCUCAUGUCCUAUUUGCAUUGUUGCCUCUGGCUAUCUGGAUAAACUGGAGGCCUUUCUCACCCCAUUUCUUCACCCUAUGCUUUAAAAAAAAGUAAAGCCAGCAGGUUUUUUGUUUUAGUUUUGAUCUGUCUGGUGGGACAUGGGCAAGCGAGUGAGCUGAGCUAGAAUUCGUAGAGUACGGAGAGUUGAAAUUCAUUUACAUGUUGAGGUGGACAUAAUAAAUAUGUCUCAUUCCUACUA